Molecule: messenger RNA, 489 nt
Organism: Meloidogyne enterolobii
Lineage: Eukaryota; Metazoa; Nematoda; Chromadorea; Rhabditida; Meloidogynidae
Source: the annotation of a GenBank genome assembly
AUGGUGGGGGAGGAUUUUUGGAAAAAUACUAAAAAGAAAGAAGGAAAAGAAGAAUUAAAAACAAAAACAAUUAAAUAUUUAGAAUAUUUACCUUCUGGGGAUGACGAAAAUAAAGAAAUUGAUGAAAGAGAAAAGAUAUUCUCUGACGAUCAACAAUUUCCAAAAGAAGAUAGUGGAUCCCCUAUUUGGCGUCGCAAUUUGUUUUUAGUUGCAGACGAAGACGGUGCCGAUAUUUGCGAGUGGCGGUUUAAUAUUAAAGAAGAUUUACAAAAAAAUAAAAAAAUGGAACAAGAAGGAGUAGGAGGAGGGGGGCAACAGCCUUGGAGAGGAAUUGAAACACCUACUGGGCAACCAACAAAAUCCUGUCUUAAACAAACUCCUCAAACAUCCUCUAGUCCAAAACAACAAAUAGGGAAUAGUCAGGGCUCCGAUUCGUACUUUUUUAAAAGUAUUGUACUUUUUUAUCGACCUUCGUACUUCCGAAAUUGA